AUGCUGCUGCUUGAGAAUGGGAAUAGCAGUGAAGACACGUCAGAAGGUAGCGAUGGACCACCUUCUCCAAAGCGUGCAAGAAUUAAUGACGAAGGUCUCAUUGCAGAGGCUGUAUUAGCCUAUGCUGCAAGCGUUGGCGAGGCGGACGACGCUCCAUCAACAUACAGCCAAGCGUCAAAAGGCGAAGACAACAGCAAGUGGAUUCAAGCGAUGCAAGCGGAGCUCAAGGCGCACGCCGAUAACGGGUCCUGGACACUGGUACCAAAACGGCAAGACAUUCGACCAAUCAGGUGCAGAUGGAUAUUCGCUAAGAAGCGAAACGAACACGGACAAGUGGUGCGCUACAAAGCUCGACUCGUCGCAAAGGGGUUCAAGCAGAAAUUCGGUGUCGACUUCUUCGAGACGUACUCUCCCGUGGCAAACAUGAACUUGAUCAGGGUUGUGCUAGCUGUGGUGGUGACAAAGGGAUACGUCACUGAGCAGCUGGACGUAGACACGGCGUUCUUGAACAGUGAUCUCAAGGAAGAGGUGUACAUGGAAGUGCCAAAUGGCAUAGCUGAUGCGGAGAAGAUGAUGUGCAAGUUGGACAAGGCAAUCUACGGUCUCAAGCAGGCUGCAAGUGCGUGGAACAAGACAAUCCAUGCUGUAUUCUUACAGAUCGGAUUUCGUAGCAGCGGAGCAGAUCAGUGUAUCCACGUCAAGCAUCAAGAUGACAACUAUGUCUAUGUUUGUCUCUACGUCGACGACAUGAUCAUCGCCGCCAAGACCAGCAGGGAGAUUCAAGAGGUCAAGACAGCACUCAAGAGCUCAUUUCGUAUGAAGGAGCUAGGCAAGGCUAAAGUUAUUCUUGGCGUGGAGAUUGAUCAUGACCACAACUGCAGUAAGCUGAUGAUUCGACAGACUCGAUACAUCGAUGAUGUGGCCAGCCGUUUUAAUCAAGAGGACGCAAAGGCAGUUAUUAACCCAUGA
Peronospora matthiolae is the source of this 969-nucleotide messenger RNA. The record is from the annotation of a GenBank genome assembly. NCBI's taxonomy places the organism in Eukaryota, Oomycota, Peronosporomycetes, Peronosporales, Peronosporaceae.